CUCAGUUUUCCCAGCCUGCCUCCUAGCUCUGACUCAGACUAGCCUGUGCUGAGGAGAGCCUGGCAGACAGGGGUGGAAAAACUGCUCUCCCUGGACACUCCCUGUCCCCAGGGUCCUUAAAGCUCCCUGGACAGAGAUCAUUCCCCCUUCAUUUUGAAAACCCUUGGCAUGCGAUAAAUCCACCAUGGAAUCACCCCAAAGAUUACGUAUUCAGGGUAAUGAAAACCUUCAGCGCAUGAUGGCAGGGGCCAUGUUCCGGAAAGUGAAGUCUCGCUCUUCAAAGAAACAACGCCAUUUUAAACUGAAAGAAGACUGUGCAACUGUUGGGUACCAAUCCAGUUGGACCAAGAUGUCCAACUCUUCCUUCUCUGUCUGUGAUGUGGAGGUAGUGCGUGAGGGACAUCAGUCAGAGGUGCUGCAAAGCCUUGCACACGAGUUUGCGGCAGAAUGUUGCUUCACAUUGGUGUUUCGAGGCCGCCGUGGCAACCUGGACCUUGUUGCUGAGACCGCAGAGGAGGCUCAGGCAUGGAUCCAGGGUCUCCGUGCUCUCAUGGAGAAUAUGGAGAGCAUGGACGAACGGGAGAGGCUCGACCAAUGGAUCUGUGACUGGUUUGUAAAAGCUGACAAAAACAAAGAUGGCAGGAUGAACUUUAAAGAGGUCCGCAAGCUUCUUAAAAUGAUGAGCAUGGACAUAAACGAACAGCAUGCAAUGCUGCUUUUCAAGACAGCAGACAAAUCUCAGUCUGACACUCUGGAGUCAGAGGAGUUUGUUGAGUUCUACAAAAUGCUGACGGAGAGGAAGGACAUUCUGGCAUUAUUCCAGGAGUAUUCCAGUGAUGGUCAGAAACUGUCUGUGUGUGAUCUGGAGGACUUCCUGCGGGAAGAACAGCUGGAGGGCGACACAAGUCAACAACAUGCUAUUGAGCUGAUAGACCGCUACGAACCCUCAGACAAUGCUAAAAAAGGCCAGGCUAUGUCCAUAGAUGGCUUCCUGAUGUACCUGUGCUCUCCUGAGGGCUCCAUCUUUAACGCAGAGCACCAGGGCCUCUACCAGGACAUGAGCCAGCCUCUGUGUCACUAUUUCAUCUCCUCUUCCCAUAACACCUAUCUGCUGGAGGACCAGCUGAAAGGACCGAGCAGCGUGGAGGCUUAUAUCCAGGCUCUGAAGCGAGGCUGCCGCUGUGUGGAGGUUGACUGCUGGGAUGGCCCUAGUGGAGAACCCAUAGUAUACCAUGGACACACCUGGACCUCCAAGAUACUCUUCAAAGAUGUUAUUGCCUCAGUGGCAAACUAUGCUUUCAAAGUGUCAGAGUACCCUGUCAUCAUAUCCUUGGAAAACCAUUGUAGUGUAGAGCAACAACAAGUCAUGGCCAAGCACCUCAGCAACAUCCUUGGUGAGAGUCUACUGAAAUCCACACUGGAUGGCAGAGUUCCCAGUGAGCUACCCUCUCCACAGGAUCUGAAAGGGAAAAUACUGAUAAAAGGAAAAAAGAUCGGUGGAAUCGAGGACAAUUUGGAUGAAGCACAGGCGACCCUUACAGGUGAAGUGAGUGAUGAAGAUGAAGCUGCAGAAAUAGACAAAGACAGCCUACCACCAGAGGAAACAAGCCAAGGAGAGAAGAAUUCGAAGCAAAGUCUGUGCAAAGAACUAUCAGAUCUGGUGGUGUACUGCAAGAGUGUCCACUUCGGUGGUUUUGAGAAGUCUCGUGAGACAGGAAAGCCCUACGAAAUGUCUUCUCUCUCUGAGUCCAAGGCCAGGAAAUACAUCAAGGAAGCAGGGACAGAGUUUGUGCAGCACAACACAAGGCAGUUGACCAGACUAUACCCCAGUGGUAUGAGGACAGACUCAUCCAACUACUGUCCCCAGGACAUGUGGAAUGUGGGAUGCCAAAUAGUGGCCCUGAAUUUCCAGACAGCUGGCACUGAGAUGGACCUCAACGAUGGUCUCUUCAAUCAAAACAGCUCUUGCGGCUAUAUCCUAAAGCCUACGUUCUUAAGGGAAUAUGAAAAUGCCUUUGAUCCAGACAGACCCCAAGACUCCGGCAACUAUCAUCCCAAGAAACUCAUAAUCAAGGUGGUUAGUGGUCAGCAGCUUCCCAAAUUAAGUAAGAAGGAAGGCUCAAUUGUGGACCCUCUCGUCAGGGUAGAAAUCUAUGGUGUACCACAGGAUCAGUCCAAACAAGAGACGAAACACAUUGAUAACAAUGGAUUUAAUCCUCUAUGGAAUGAAAGCCUACUGUUUACCAUCCAUACUCCUGAGCUGGCACUUGUGCGGUUUGUAGUAGAAGACUAUGACAUGGGAAUGAGGAAUGAUUUCAUAGGACAGUACACCUUGCCUUUCACAUCUAUUUUACAAGGAUAUCGUCACAUCCCCCUGCUGUCCAAAGAUGGCACAAGUAUUACUCCGUCCUCUCUGUUUGUACACAUCCAAACCACAGACCUUGCAUAAUACCCAGCUGACACAUUAGUCAGCACCAGUAUGAUAAAGAAAUAACCUCUUUACCUCACACCUGUCCUUUGCUGUUUUUAUGAAAGAGACAAUCUUAUCACUAUUAUCAGAUGUUGUUCUAUUCAACAUUGUUUUUGCAUCAGAAUGGUUCUCCGAAGAAGAGUAGGAUUACUAGCAUGCAAGACGUUGCAUGUGGGAUACUCUCAAGCAAACUAGCCUUCACCUGUUGUCUGAAAACUUAUAUCUUAUAUAACAUCUUACACAAACCAAAGUGGCUCACCAAGUUAAUUCAAAUAUUGUUCUUUUUCAGGGUUUUAAUGCUGUUAAUGCUGGUGUUACAACUGUUUUAUUGAUGUCUUUGCAGAGCACGCAAUGCUGUAUAUGUCCUAAAACUGUAUGAAUGAUACGAUUCCUGCCAGUAUACUAGCAUAUAAUUACAGAAUGUUCUGCUUGUUAACUGUUUAUGAAGGGGUGAGAAGGUGAACAGGACUUAUUACUCAGUAUUAACUUUUUUUAUAUGGAGGAAAUGCUUCAAGCUCUUUUCCAUUAUCAUGACUUUUUUAAAAAGUAUUUUGAAUUUUUUCAUUUUAUGACAUCUCUGUUCUUUUCUUAAUUUGCUGCUAUCGGUGUGUAACAUUGCUUGACACACUUUGUCUUAUUUACAUAUUACUACCACAUUUGUAAAUAAGUUUACAUAAUAAAAUCAUUAUUACAAAA
This is a messenger RNA of Clupea harengus (Atlantic herring), 3166 nucleotides long. RefSeq names its product phospholipase C, delta 4b (gene plcd4b). Gene Ontology annotation, molecular function: phosphatidylinositol-4,5-bisphosphate phospholipase C activity; calcium ion binding. Gene Ontology annotation, cellular component: plasma membrane. Gene Ontology annotation, biological process: lipid metabolic process; intracellular signal transduction. The record is from RefSeq and is a predicted model, not a curated record. Lineage: Eukaryota; Metazoa; Chordata; Actinopteri; Clupeiformes; Clupeidae.